This is a messenger RNA of Coregonus clupeaformis (lake whitefish), 4323 nucleotides long. RefSeq names its product espin-like. Lineage: Eukaryota; Metazoa; Chordata; Actinopteri; Salmoniformes; Salmonidae. Gene Ontology annotation, molecular function: actin filament binding. Gene Ontology annotation, cellular component: cytoplasm. The record is from RefSeq and is a predicted model, not a curated record. The transcript is spliced from 14 exons. The coding region runs from base 421 to 3018 and encodes 865 amino acids. Gene Ontology annotation, biological process: actin filament bundle assembly.
UCUGCGGCCACAGAUACAGGAUUCAAGACAGUUGCGCGCAAACAUUUUCGUAGCUAAUUUAAUGGGCUUAAACUUCGAAAACGUUCUCAAAACAGAGAAAUAAUGAAGAAAGAAGGCGCUAUUAAAACCAAGGAAUAUCCCUGCAGCAGGUGUUUGAGCUAUGGUGUUGAGGCAGAGGAGAACAAGGUAGCUGUCAACUGAACAUUAUCGUCGUGCGCAAUUACAAAUUACCCGUACGCAAUAAUGAUGUUUGUAACUUCAUUCACUCAAUUAUACUAAAAGUGACUGGUAAUUGGUCAAUUCUGUGGAUAUUAAGUAAAAUAACAUUUGUUUUUAAGAAAAUAGUUUCAGAGUUAAAUAGAGAUUAACCUCAUCAAGAUGGUACGUUUAUAAAUCCGGAGGAGUUGUCGAGCCGCAGUUAUGGCGGUGGAAAGGACACUGAUUGCCGCAAGGCAGGGGGAUGUACAAACUCUGAAAGUGCAAUUAGAGGAGAAAGAACUGAACAGCGGCGUAAAGGACCUUCUGGGAGCCUCACCUGUCCACUAUGCCGCCCGUGCUGGAAAACUGAAUUGCCUACGUUUCCUCGUGGAAGAAGUGGGUUUACCGGGCAACAGUCUUGCGAAUAAUGGCGCCAGCCCCGCACACGACGCUGCUGCCACUGGCAACCUAUCCUGCUUACAGUGGCUAUUAACUCAAGGUGGAUGUCAUACUGUGGACCGGGAUAGGUCUGGCGCCACCGUUCUCCACCUCUCCUCACGGUUCAGCCAUCACGAGAUCACUGAUUGGCUGCUGAAGAGCGGGGAGGCUGAUGCCGGGGUGUCCACGGAGACUGGGGCCCUGCCUGUCCACUAUGCUGCUGCCAAGGGAGACCUGCUCUCCCUCCGACUCCUGUUGGGACACAUCCCAAACGUUGUCAAUUCCCAAACAAAGAAUGGUGCCACACCCCUCUACCUGGCCUGCCAGGAGGGUCACCUGGAGGUCGUCCAAUACCUGGUGAAGGACUGCGGGGCGGAGCCGAGCAUCAGAGCCAAUGACGGGAUGACACCUCUGCAUGCUGCCGCCCAAAUGGGCCAUAACACUGUCAUAGUCUGGCUGAUGAGCUUCACAGAGAUCAGCCUGUCAGACCAGGGCGGUGACGGUGCCACGGCCAUGCACUUUGCCGCCAGCCGCGGCCAUGCCAAGGUGCUCAGCUGGCUGCUACUGCACGGCGGCGAGAUCAUCACCGACAGCUGGGGUGGAACGCCGCUACACGACGCUGCCGAGAACGGGGAGCUGGAGUGCUGUCAGAUCCUGGUGGUGAAUGGGGUGGACCUGGGCAUACGGGACCAGGACGGCUUCUCGUCAGCCGACCUGGCAGAGUACAACGGGCACGCCCAGUGUGCCAAGUACCUGCGCACUGUUGAGAACAUGAGUGUGGAGCACCGUGUGCUUUCCAGGGACCCAUCAGCCGACCUGGAGUACAGCAAGCAGCCCGACUCGGGCCUGUCGUCCCCCAACAACACGAUGCUCCUGGCGGGGUCGGGGCAGGCCCAGCAACCGGCCCACUUCGACAUGUGCUCGCCCUCCAGCACCCUGUCCAACUACGACUCAGCCAGCUCCAGCCAGUGUAGCACGGGAGAAAAGCGGAGCGGCUCGCCCCCCUCAUCACGAGCCCCCGCCGGCGGAGGCCCAGCGGAGUCAGCCAUCAAUGACAUGCAGACCUACAUUGAUAUGCUCAACCCUGACGUGAGGGCUCAGCCGCCUCCCCCACCCCCUCUCCCUGACUCCCCCUCCCAACCGCUCCUGCCUCCCCCCGGAUACCCACCGCCACAGCCCCCUGCGGACUCCGCCGAUAUCUAUCUGAAGGUGAAGAGCAACCUGAGGCAUGUGGAGGAGAAGCAACUGACUCCAGAAGAGAACCACGAUAGGCUGCGCCGGGUGGACUCCAACAGAAAGUCUCGGAACUUCAACAAGCAGCCCAGCACGGGGGACUACUACAAAGCCCUGGGUAGCGACGGGGUCGACCAUCGUGGGAGCCGAACCAUGGCGCAUAACAAGGAGGGUUCUGUGUUAUUGGAGGAGUCAGCCGACAGCCCCGCCCCCAGCCCAGAGAACCGCACCACCGAAGAGUUGCCCCUCCCUCUGCCUCCUCCCCUGCCCCCCCUCCCCAUCAGCAAUCCCACCCGGGCACUCCCUCCUCCCCCGCCGCUGCCUUCAGAAAUGCCCACCUACCAGUACAGCCCUUCCUCAAGCACCAACCAGCGACGCCCCUCCUCUUCAGGAAGCAACAAAUCCUUCAACAUGAUGUCCGCCACCGGAGACAACUCGGAGCUGCUGGCUGAAAUAAAAGCGGGGAAGAACCUGAAGCCCACACCACACAGUAAAGGCUACACAACCGUCUUCUCCCACAGCGGCCUGGCGGGCAAUAACGGUGAGAGCCCCACAUCACCGCCCCAGACCCGCACAGUCAGCCCGUCCUCAGCCAAGCCCACGUCUCCGCCCCCCGCCGCCAGUGCCAGCGCCACCUCCCCACCCAUCACCCCCAGCCCUGUGGGCAACAGCACGCCCCGGACCCUCUCCACCUCCAAGAGCAGCGAGCAGCUCCUCAAUGGGAACGGCAGCGGGGCAGCGUCGGCAUCAAGCCUGAUGGGACAGACCCGGAAGGGUAGCCUGGCGGACGUGGAGGCCCUAGUGCCCACACACGACGAGCAGGGCCGAGCCAUCCCUGAAUGGAAAAGGCAGGUGAUGGUGCGCAAGCUCCAUGUGAAGAUGCAGGAGGAGGAUGAACACAAGCGCAAGGUGGAUGAGGAGGUGGCCCGUGUGGCGUCCAUGCCAGCGUGGCGGAGGGACAUCAUGAAGAAAAAGCUUGAUGAAGAGAAGGAGCAAGAAAGAAAAGAGGAGGAGCGAGCAAAAAAGGAGAAGGAGAGCGAGGAGAAGACCGAGCAAGAGCGACUAAGGACCAUGGGUUACGACGAGAGCAAGUUGGCGCCAUGGCAACGGCAGAUCAUUCUGAAGAAAGGGGACAUAGCGAAACAGUAGAUGGCACCCCCAUUUCCUAGCCCCCUCCAACUGCCUCCCCGUCCAACCCUCUGCACCAUCGCUGUCAACCAACCAACCAGCCCCCAACCCAACUACUACCAAUAUCCGCUCCCAAAUCCCCUCCCAUACCCAACCCUCACCCCACCCCCUUCACACCCCACGCCAACCAAUCCCCACCAACCAGUUUUCCACUAGGUAACACAACCACGAAGUCAGAUUCCACAGCCACAAAGGCAAAAUUAGCUACAAAAAUUUGCUUUUUGGUCUUAAAUUAAGGUUAGGCAUAAGGUUAGCAGUGUGAUUAGGGUUAUGUUUCAAAUAAAAGUUAAAUUAGAGAAAUUGUAGAAAUGGGCAGGGUUUAGCCAUAAUUAUGAUUUUGUGGCUGUGUUAACUAGUGACGACCCACCAACCAGGACCAUGCCACCUCCCAACAUGCUUUAAAGCUCUGCCAUCCUGAAAUGGUGUGGCCGCAUCAAGGUCCUGUGGACAAAAACUGUACGUAUCGCAACGUUAGCGGUGUCUGAUUCAAAGGACUACAUUAACACGUUGAAUAGAUGCUCCUACCCCUUUUUGUCCUGUCAAAACAGUGGCUAAAAACUGUACGUAUCCCAACUGUAUGAAGACCCUUAUUCUUGAAUCAUAUACGCUAGCUUUGCUUUACUUUACUUCACAUUAUUUAACAUGACUCUUUGUAGGAAAUUCCCACACAAUACCAUACAUUUGCACAACCUUGCUCAAUGUUGAUCUGUUGGUCUGUCUUGUUGGGCAUUGUGGGAAAAGUUGUCAUUGCUAUAGGUCCAGCCGUUUUUCCUAAAUAGAAAAAAUGUCCACGAUCUGUUAUCAAUGCAUUUGCUUUACCCACACUUACAUUGAUAAUUGAGGUCUAAAACUAAACUGUUGUAGGCUACUGUAUGUUUGCUUUUAGGAUUGAAAGUGUCAUGGUUAACAUAAUAAGCAAUGGCAUUUUGAUACUGUAUAUAUCAUCUCCAUGUAUUGCACAAAGACCUAUACAGAAUCAGGCCAUUCUACUUAAUGAUGCUAUUUUUCAGUGAGCCCAUCUGAACUGCCAGAGAAAUUAUUGAAACAGAAUUGAUAAAGUCCCUCCUGUACCUGUUUAUUAUUUUUCAGUGUACAUGAAUAUCAAAUGGUUUUUAACUGCAACCAUAACUGUAAUUUAAAAUGGGAUUAUUAAUAUUGUUAGUUGUGGAAAACUUAAUUAAAGUAAUAAAUAAUAACGCUGAACAAAAAUAUAAACGCAACAUGCAACAAUUUCAACGAUUUUACUGAGUUACAGUUCAUAUAAGG